AUGACCGUUGAUGAAGUUAUACUCCUACAUGAUCCAAAUGGGGAAGCAAUUGAAAUGGAUGAACCAAUUGAUGAUGGAUUAUUGCCAGAGCAUCAUGAAUCCGAAGAAGAGCAUCAUGACUUCGAAGAAGAAUCUACAGAAGAUGAGUAUGAAACCGAGGAGAAUGAUGAGGAGGAGUUCGAAGAAGAAAUAGAUACUGACUAUCAGAAGAAGCUCCUCAUUUUUGCAGCUACGCUUAUAAGAACUUCAUUUCUGUUAGUUGCGUCCACUGUGAUUUCAUUUCUUAACAUUGAAGAUAUGGCUCGUGGCAGAGGUCGAGGUAGCAUGGGCCGUGUAAGCAAGUCCUCAACUAGAGGUCGAGGUAACAUGCCUACUGUUCCCGUUCCCACAAUUAGUUCUCAACAAGGUGGUACCCAUUCCUCAGGUGGGCAAGACCAAGUUGAAACAUGUCCUACUACUACGCCACCCAUUCAAACAUCAGGUCAUGGUAGUACCCCAUCCAUUUCUAAAUCAUUUCCUAUAAUGCCUAAUGAUAGCAACGUAAUAGGCGAGGGUACAUCUACUCAGAGAAAUGCAAUAGGUGAAGGUUCAUCUGCUCAGAGUGAUGCAAUAGGUGAAGGUGAGAACAAUAGUAACGUGAAGCAGACACUUAUUUUUCUUUCUCCUUCAGGGUUGAAACCAUCGAGAUUAUGCUCUGAGAUGAUACCUGAGAUUUUCAAGAAUGAAGUUGAGCCUAAUGGAGUUAACUGGAAAAGUGUCUCAUAAGAGACAAAAGAUUUUUAUCUCGGAGAAUUCGAGAAGGCAUUCUAUUGGGAUUCUUCGAUUGAUAGUGAAGUAAGGAAGCAAUGGCGUAGAAAGGCAGCGAGAAUGUACUGUGAUUUCGUUAGCACAAUAAAAGGUGAGGGGAUUCUGCCUGUUUAUGUUCCGAAAUAAACAUGGGAAAGUUGGAAGAAAUAUUGGGAAGAUCCUAAGGUUGUUGAAAAAGCGAAAAUAGCUUCAAAAAAUCAUCGUGGCGAUGAGGGUGCAAUUGCCAGUGGGACUCACAUGGGCGGCUUUAUUUCCAUCGGAGAGCAUCACAAGAGACAUGUAAGUUAAUUCUGUGGCUUUGGCCUUUGCCUAACUAAAUUUCGAUCAUGAAGGUGAAUGCCUCAUCAGUUGCAGUAUGUUUAUGUUGGC
Molecule: messenger RNA, 1176 nt
Organism: Lycium ferocissimum
Lineage: Eukaryota; Viridiplantae; Streptophyta; Magnoliopsida; Solanales; Solanaceae
Exons: 5
Coding region: 1-765 (254 amino acids)
Source: RefSeq, a predicted model, not a curated record